This is a messenger RNA of Nerophis lumbriciformis (worm pipefish), 594 nucleotides long. Lineage: Eukaryota; Metazoa; Chordata; Actinopteri; Syngnathiformes; Syngnathidae. The record is from RefSeq and is a predicted model, not a curated record.
AUGGCGAAGGUACAGGUCUUGAAUGUGGCCGUUCUAGACAACCCGAGCCCCUUUGGCAACCCGUUCCAGUUCGAGAUUACGUUCGAGUGCAUGGAGGACCUGCCCGAAGACCUGGAGUGGAAGAUCAUUUACGUGGGCUCAGCAGAAAGUGAAGAAUAUGAUCAAGUCCUGGACUCAGUCCUGGUGGGACCUGUGCCUGCUGGACGACAUAUGUUUGUCUUCCAGGCAGAUGCGCCAAACACAGGACUGAUCCCCGAGAGUGACGCUGUGGGUGUUACCGUCGUGCUGAUCACCUGCACGUAUCGGGGACAGGAGUUCAUCCGCAUCGGUUACUACGUCAACAACGAGUACACAGACCAGGAGCUCCGAGAGAAUCCACCCAUCAAACCAGACUACGCGCAGCUCCAGAGGAAUAUCCUGGCAUCCAACCCGCGCGUUACCAGAUUCCACAUCAAUUGGGAAGGCUGCGCCGAGCGUAUGGAGGACUCUGAGAAUGUGGACCCGUCAUCCAACUCCAUGCUCCCGCCGUCCUGUCUUCCCGGCAAAGCCCCGCCCAUGGGAAUACUACCAGAGAAUUCGAUGGACUGCUUGUAG